GUCUGAAAUCACGGGCCCUGCUUCCUACUCUGAGUAGGCACUGACUCCAGCUCAACCUGCGGUGACAGCACUGUCCCCCUAUUUUCUAGUGUUGUUCAUCCAUUGCUUUUAGAAUAAGUGGCCAGGAAACUUGGACGGCUUUCUGUGAGCUUCAGACCUACCCAGAACGGAAAGAUGGUUUCACAGAAGGAUGGGUAGAGGGAUGACUGGAUCAGUGGGUGGGUGCCUGGGUGGACGGAUGAUGGAUGGAUGGAUGGAUGGGAGCCUAGGAGGUCGACUGAAGAUGGAGGAGGGACCCCUUUCCCCCUUCCCACCCCCUGUCUGCUACCCCGCAGUGCAGCCUCCCCCAGAGCCCUGAAGGAGGGACCGGUGGCGAGGCGGUGGGAGAGGGGAGCUGGGGAAGAAGAGUGGAGAGGAGGAGGGCCUUGGAGGCGAAGAGGAGGGGCGGCGGCUCCCGGGGAGCCUGGGGCUGGCGCGGCUCGGUGGUUGGGGGACCAAUGUCGCUGCUGCCGCCUCCUCUUCGCGGGCCGGAGCUGCGUCUCCCGGGCUGAGCCUCAGCCGCAGCCGCAGCCGCAGCCGCAGCCGCAGCCUCAACCCGAGCGGCCGCCGGGCUCGCCCGCCACACGGGAGGAUGGGCUGCGGCGGGAGCCGGGCCGACGCCAUCGAGCCGCGCUACUACGAGAGCUGGACCCGGGAGACCGAGUCCACCUGGCUCACCUACACCGACUCGGACGCGCUGCCCAGCGCCGCCGCCGCGGACAGCGGCCCCGAGGCCGGCGGCCUGCACGCGGGUGUGCUGGAAGAUGGACUGUCCUCUAAUGGUGGGCUCCGGUCUGCAGCCCCAGGUGGAAUAGUCAACCCAGAGAAGAAGAUGAACUGUGGGACACAGUGUUCCAACUCGCAGAGCCUCAGCUCGGGCCCUCUGACCCAGAAACAGAACGGCCUUUGGACUACAGAGGCUAAAAGGGACGCUAAACGAAUGUCUGCCAGAGAAGUCUCUAUUAAUGUUACAGAGAACAUCCGACAGAUGGACAGAAGUAAAAGAAUCGCAAAGAACUGCAUCAAUUAGCAGUGCCUGGAUGUAGAAGCAGAUGAACUUCUUUGUGGAGUCCAGUCAAAGAAUCCUGAGGAAGUGGGCGCCACUUGCUAAUCCUGGAUGCCUCUGAGCAUCUUGAGAGAUGGCUUGACCUGGCAACACACCUAAGCUGUGAGGACCUUCUUAGCUUCCUGUUUAUCACAUACAGAAAAUGUAUUGAAAAGUCCUGAAAUGUUCAUGGAUUGCCAAACUAUGGUCUGUCUGUUUUUCCCUCUGCAGCUUCUGUAGCAUGGUCUGCUGUGGCCGUGGCGAGUGGUUACAUGGGUCAGUGAACAACACAGAAAGGCAGGAGUGGUAGCUUUGCUGGAACCAGGCUCACACAUUAGUGUAAGGCUUUCACAGGAAAGCCCACUCUUCCCUCCUUUCUUUCCAAAUACAGCCAUCACAAACUUUACUGCUUUCACUGAAGAGAUGGCUCCCACCCAGCCCUAGACCCAGAAAUAUAAGAACCGGAGGAACAUAAAAACUCGGUGUGAGAUAGAUCAGUGCCAGCGUCACAGGCUAACUCCACCAGAGCCUCUGGAGUGUCCCUGAGGGGUGUCCAUGACACACACAGACAUGUUCCUCUUCUACUUGGAAAGACCUCCCAGGCUGGCCUCCAGACACUGACUCCAGAACCAGAAUGUCUCAUGUCUGUGGCCAUUGAGCCUAUCUACAACUCCCUUUGGGACCUAGCUUUGUGGUUUGAUUUUGUUUGUUUGUUUGUUUGCUUGUUUUCAUAGCUUUCCAGUUUCUUUUUAUUCUCAUGGCCUUUGAACCUCCAGUCAGGUCAUUUGCAAUUGUAAUCAACUGGACACCACUCACAGGAGGGAAGUGACCUCAGAACACAUGACCGUACAUGUGAUGGCCCUUUGGCCUUGCUGUACACAGCCCCAAGGACUAUGCUAUUUUGGUAUCUGCAGAGUAAUUAGUUUAGAAAGGCAGAACCCAGUUGCUGUGUAUUCAUGUUGACAUUAGACUGACAAGGCACUGGAUUGGAAAACAGACAGCCAACACAGUAAAAUGAUGUUCUGAUAGGAAUCUUCUUCUAGCAUUUUUAAACACAUCUUCUUGCAAAGUGUAACAUAGCAUGAAUCUGAAAGGACUGCCUGCGUGCUCAGGCUUAGGAAAAGUAGAGUCCAGGUUGUGCCAAACUACCAACAAACUCCAUAUUUAGCAGCAAUAGCAGUCUGAUGACAUAUGACUCAGUCCAAGAGAAGUGACGUAAGCAGGCUAAAAUGCAGAUGCUCGCCCCUUUCUCAGAAAUUAUUUCUCCAACACAAGUAGAACUGUGGACUGUGUAUUUGUUAGUAUUAAACAUUCACUGCCAACCUUGUGCCGGCUAUGGUAACAGCCGCGGCGGGAUGUGGAGUCUGGCCAGUCACGGCUGUACCUUCUGACUGACUACAGGGCGCCUGAUACUCAGGAGACUGACGUGGACCCUCUGGCACAGGGCCAGUUAUUGCAGUGGACUCUCUCUUUUAGGUUAAAGGUAGCGUUCUGUUAAUCACAGAUGUAUGCAUUCGCCUGAUCACUGUCCAAGCCUUUGCCACGCACACCAGUUUCCCCAAACCUCUCAUCUUGACUCCUUGUCAAAGGGCUUUUAGGGGACUUCAUGUUCUGACAACUUAACUAAUAAAACAAAAGCAAGCCCGGUGA
Molecule: messenger RNA, 2734 nt
Organism: Psammomys obesus (fat sand rat)
Lineage: Eukaryota; Metazoa; Chordata; Mammalia; Rodentia; Muridae
Gene: Baalc
Product: BAALC binder of MAP3K1 and KLF4
Exons: 3
Coding region: 632-1069 (145 amino acids)
Cellular component (GO): cytoplasm
Source: RefSeq, a predicted model, not a curated record